AUGCGAUCAGCUUUAGAAGAGGCCGAUCAGCCUUCAAAUUCUUUAGAUGACAACGAAAUGAACUUGCUAAGAUCUGGUGAUUAUUGGGAUUCCGUAUGGGUAGAAGAAGUAAAUCCAAAGAAGAUAUUAAGAUCUUUUCAAGAAAAAACCGGCUAUAAUUUAGAAGAUUCAACAUCCAAGCGAAUACCGAAAUUGAAUUCACUAAAAGCAAAGAUAAUGCCGGGUUCCAAGCUGUAUCAACUAGUUUCGGUUUUAAAGAAAUCGUCACCAAGACUUCUCUACGUUAUAAGUAAUAAUCAAAAUAAAGACUAA
Molecule: messenger RNA, 312 nt
Organism: Diatraea saccharalis (sugarcane borer)
Lineage: Eukaryota; Metazoa; Arthropoda; Insecta; Lepidoptera; Crambidae
Source: the annotation of a GenBank genome assembly